CAAUGUGCAAGCCACUAUGAAGAUCAUCCUUGCCCUGUACUUCUGCACCCAAGGAAUCUGGAAAGUUUUUUCAGAAGAUCAUUGUGUUUACCAACUAGAGACGAUAAGAGUGUCUGAAGGUGGAUCUGUCACCAUCCCCUGUACAUAUAGUUCCAGCAAGUAUGAAUAUGAAUCUGUAAAGUAUAGUUUCAGUUGGGGAGAAUCAUCAAAUACAGAUUGCAGCAAUCACAAAACAAUCUACAUAGCCAAUGAGACAUUCACACACAAGAAAUAUCAAGGAAGGCUCUUCAGGAACUCUGAUGGAAACUCAGAGUCACUCACAAUCCAUGGACUUAGGAGAACAGAUGGUCCUGUGAUCUGCUGUCUCAUUAUUCAAACAAGAGUGAGGCAUGCACCUUAUACUUGGAGAAAUUUGUAUGGGACGUCUUUAUUAUUUACAGAUGAGCUGUGGGUGGAUCAGUUACAUGCUAUUCCAGCAAUUCUAGGAGAAAACAUUACCAUUCCUUGUUAUAUUCGUUACACACCUUGGACUAGAAUGCAUGUUCAUCAAGUGAUCUGGAGAAAGGCAGCAAACUGUUUUGCUUUAAAUCACACAGACAUUGACACAAGGAAUAUAUUAGAAUCAACAAAUCAACAAUUUCCUUUGGUGAACUAUGCUAGUGAUCUCUCUCUGCGUAUACAUAACAUCCAGAAAGAAGAUGAGGAUUUUUACUGCUGCAUAGCAAGAACAAGACAAGGAACAGUCAGCAUGAAACAAGGCACUGAGUUGGUGAUUAAAGACAAUGUAUCCACUCCUGGAUUGAAAGUCACUCAGCCAGAAUAUUCCAUGAUACAUAAAGGAGGCUCAGCCACCAUCAACUGUUCAUUCAACAUCCCCCAGGAUAGGCAUCUCCUGUAUUUCAGGGUUUAUUGGAGAGUGGACAGCCUCCAAGGGAUGUAUGCCAUUCAUCCAUCUGAAGAUAUGAUUGACCCCAGAUACAGGGGAAGGACAACACUGAAUGGGAAGGUGGAUCUCCAUAUUUCAAAUGUACAGAGUGAGGACAGCACCCUGUAUUACUGUAUUGUGAUGCUCACAUUGUGUGCAAAGCCUUAUAUAUACAAAUCCGUGAUUGAGCAUGGACAAGGAACCAGGCUGACAGUGUCAGAUUUGUCUUACAACCUUUCCGAGUCUCAACCAGAAAUGAAUUCAGUACAGACUCUUCAUAUCAUCCUGACAAUUCGAUUUAUUGUGUUUGGCAUCAUUAUUGUGUGUGGGAUUGUAGGAUAUAGACAUGUCAGAAAGCUAAUUACAAGUUGAUGAACAUGGAUGAUAUGAAACCA
Molecule: messenger RNA, 1320 nt
Organism: Pelobates fuscus (common spadefoot toad)
Lineage: Eukaryota; Metazoa; Chordata; Amphibia; Anura; Pelobatidae
Exons: 6
Coding region: 17-1297 (426 amino acids)
Biological process (GO): cellular response to lipopolysaccharide; immune response; positive regulation of T cell proliferation
Cellular component (GO): external side of plasma membrane
Source: RefSeq, a predicted model, not a curated record